Molecule: messenger RNA, 5149 nt
Organism: Galendromus occidentalis (western predatory mite)
Lineage: Eukaryota; Metazoa; Arthropoda; Arachnida; Mesostigmata; Phytoseiidae
Gene: vir
Product: VIR_N domain-containing protein
Exons: 12
Coding region: 1-4770 (1589 amino acids)
Biological process (GO): mRNA modification
Cellular component (GO): RNA N6-methyladenosine methyltransferase complex
Molecular function (GO): RNA binding
Source: RefSeq, a predicted model, not a curated record
AUGGACGACGACAGCGUUGAAUUGUUGUUUUUCGACACAUUUUCCCAUGCAACGGCUAACGAUGGCACUGGAAACAUGGACCUCGUUCAAUUCCCGCAGCCGGUGGAAGUGUCAGAAGUCCGGGUGAUCCCUUUGGGUUGCCGCGUUCAAGCAGAUUUCCCUGGAGGACAUCCACGGCUCGGCGCAACCAAUCCAUCGGAGUUCCAGCUCGAAUUCUUCGUGAACGAUCUCUCAAGACGGAAUGCGUCGACCUUUGUUCAACUUGGGGAGCUCGAUUUCGGGCGGGAUGAGAUUCGUUUCUGCCCGAGCCGUGUGCCAACAGACGGCCUGCUGAUAAAGGGUCGCUACAACACGAUCACCUUGGCUGUUUAUGGCAAUACGACGACUCUCGAAGCUGAACUCACUCCCCCGCCUGCCCAGCAGCAAGCGACGGCCCCUAUCAGAAACGAUCAUGGAGGCCACCACCCUUCCCAUCGUCAUCAUCACCCAAGUCAUGCUCCCGUCGAAGUGCCGUUGGAAUGGAGUGCCGAGGCUGACACGCCGCCAGUCGAUGUCCGUCAGCAGCAUCAUCAUUACAAAGAAAUUCUCAACAAAAGUCCCGAGAAGAAAGAGCUGAGGAAGGACAUCCUCGUGGUCGCGAGAGAUGAGCCAAUCGUAAAAGAGAAUUCCAAAGUAGACGAAAGAUUCACGCCACCGGGUGCGAAGAAGAGGCGGAGACCGCAGACGCCGCCGAUGCCCCCGAUCGAAUCGUCGAGGAAGUCGCCUUCUCCGCCGAUCAGGAGCAACAGAUCGGAAAUAUCUUCGAGACACGACCGUCCCGACAGCCGGACACGGAGGGAUCGGGACGAGCAAUUCCGUCGACGGAGCGGUAGUUUCGAGAGAGACGAUAAAGUACAAUCGAAGCAAUCGGUUAUAUCAAUGAAGAAGUCCCGAGACAAGGAGAGGGAACGGAGACCGCUUUCGCCCCCGAAGAAAAUCGAGCGCUCCUGGAGCGAAUCUCCACGUUCCGCACCCGAGGACGAGUUGGAGGAAAUCUCGUCGGAGGACGAGCUCUUGGACCCGACGAACCUGCGCGCGGAAGAGUCGCCGUCCGAGAGUCCGUCCGCGGUCAGUCCCGACGUGCGCGAAUUCAUAUUCGACGUGAGGCAGCAAUUGCUCGAGGAGGUGAUGUGUCCGUCGUUUCUGGCAGAGAAAUCUUACCUGCCCCAGGGCCUAGACGCCGACAAGAUGUCGGAACUGGUACAACGCGUGGAGAACGAAGGAGAACUGCUCAAGGGAGAGAAAUUCGUUCUGGCGAUGGAAGACGCCGCCAGUCUGUUCGGGGAGAAUUCCAAGUUCGAGACUCUGGCAACGGACGUCCAAUUCGCUCUGGUCGAUUGGUGUCGUGACGGUCUCGACUUCGAUCUCGCAAUGCAGCAAACACAGCCCGCAUUCAAGGUCCGACAUCUUAAGGCAGGGCUGCGUUUAACUGUCGCAAUUAUGGGGAGCUGUGGUGAAGACACAGUGAAAGAAUUUCUCAGGACCAGUACUGCCGGCUUCCACUUCAUGGAACUACUUCUUAAACCUCACAUGACAUUGCCCUUAAAGCUCCAUCUUGUUAGGUGUCUCGACAUGCUGUCGCAUUUCCAGUGCGGCAUCCACUAUCUUCUGUUUUCGAACUUCAAGCUGGCGUUCGAUUCCACGGAGAAAAUCGAGAACCAUACGUGUUAUCAGUCGAUCGUGAAGUUUGUCUUGGCGAGACCGACCGCCCGACUCUGUCAAGCGCUGUCCGCCUUGAUGCGACGGCUCCAUUUGUGUGAAUCGUGUGCCGCUCUACGCAGUACGACGAUCGAUCUCAUUAAAAGUGCGCCGGGUAUGGAGCCGUCGCUAGAGGAAGCGACCACCAUGAUCAAAGAAGUCUUAAUCACGCACCAGGAAGCACGCAGUAUCUUGGCACAAUACGUCCGGAACCUGCCUGCCCGGAACAAAUUGGAUACACCCAAGCCGGCGGUGAAUCCCUACAUCGGCCUGUAUGCCAUGUACAGAUACUCGAGACUCAUCGAAUCGUGCAGUGUGCUCUCAGCUCGGAGCAAGAAAUUCCAGAGAACGUUUGAGCUGUUUUUGAAAGAAAUCAUGAAAGACAUCGAGGGUUGUGUAUAUCUAUUGAGGACACCAGCAUCCCUGAAGCUACUGGAGAAAUUGUUCCCAUCGGUGUCGGCCACGCUGCGCUCGAUCUGCUUGAUCAGCAUCGUGUUCGAAAACACGCCGAAGGAUUCACUCGACGAAUUUCAAGGCGGAGCCGACCAGAACGAAAUGCUCGUCCAGGCUUUGCAUCGUCUCGCGUGUUUCACGCUGGAACGAUCUGAGCCCCGGUUCGCCCAGGGUCUGGUUCACGCUUUGACGCUCAACGACAACUUGAAGUGCAUCCUGCAGUUCCUCCAGAAGAAGAAUGGUCAACUCGUAAUCAAAAGCUCGGUGUGCUACGGAUACUCGGUGAUCCUGCUGAAAACUGUUAUACAAACCGCCGUUCUUUCAAAUGAAUUCCUCGAGAAAUACCUCAGCACGUUGGUCGAGCUCUCAGAGAACAGCACCAAACUCGAAUCGAUCGCCCCUUGGCUCGAACCGGUCUUGAAUCUCCAGUAUCCUUUGGACAGCAACUGCGUGGCCUCAUUGGUCGAAUCUGUGAAAAAUUACGUCGAAGACAACGCUCUGCUAUGUCCUCAGAUCAUCACUGCCGUACAAACGUUACGAACCGUCUGUGGCUGUCCGGACGUCACGAAAGAAUUCAUUACGCUCAAGGAUCGCUAUAUCUUGCGGGAGCUGUACGCGCAAGACGGCCUAGCUGUGAUGUGUGAGCUCUUGGAGAAGCUCUGUGAGCACUUCUGCGAUCCCCUCGUUAUCAAGUUGGAGUUUAGUUCGAAAAUGAAGGUCACCCGAGUGUUGCAAGUGACAACACCCGCCCUGGAGAUGGUCUGUUUGAUACUGAAGUUAGUGAUUGGCUCGCAAGAAGCUGACUUCAACGAUCUGACACCGAUCCCUAUCCUGCUUAACGUGUAUCAAUUGCUUUGGUGUCUCGGCCAGUAUCAGCUGUCUGUACUCGUGGUAGAUACGUUGCUCGCGUACACUCAACCGAUUCGUUACGGCAACGAAACCGAACAAGUGCUCAACAAGAGUCUCUGGACACAGAUGCUCAAGGCCGUUGUUUGCAAUAUCCGUCACGGACCGAAGUGUUUCGGUGUGACCCUGCAGAUCCUUUGCGAGUUCCUCCCGCUGCCCUUGCCGAUGAAGGUGGGAAGGCAGUUCGAGGAGAAAGACGCCGUGGUGCUCAUCAACAAACGCAAGCUCUGGACCGUUUAUCUGUACCAAUGCCAAGAAGAGCUCCUAGAACUCUACCAAUGUCUGGGUACAUCUGCGGACCUCAACGUUAUCCGCCUGCUGGAGACCCUCACCAUCCAGAUGUGCGACCUGAGCGCCCCAUGUUGCCAAAUGGUCCUCAAUAUCGUAUCUCAGAGCAUCGCGAAUUUCCCGAAGGAGAUCGACCAGCAGUAUCUUCAAGGAUACUUGAGCAUUCUCUCGAAUCUGUGCGAUAACCAUCUGGCGUCUGCCCUCGGCGUCCUAGCCUUGUACGCCAACUCGGAAUCACCGUGCAACCCGUUGCAGUUGGCGGUGUCUCUCCUCGGGGAAACAUCCUCGGAUGAUGUAGCUUGGUCCUGCAUCCGAUUCAUUCAGAGUGUUCUCAUGAAAGCCACGAAGUAUUCCCAAAAAUCCUUGACGGCAGCCCUGCUCAAGGUCAUCCUGUCCCAUGCCGGAAGUGAAAAAUGUCGGCCCGCAGCUAUUCUGGAAGCGAUUCGAUGCGUGGUCACGCUGAAGUCAGAGGCUACGGUCCCUCACAUCACUGAAAUUAUUGAGGACAACAUCAUUCUUGUGUAUAAAGUAAGCGCUCAAUUGGCUUCGAAGUUCUCGCCAGACUCUCAGGACUGUGUCAGCGCCCUCUUCAGUCUAGUGGAACUAUUGAAAAAAUUGAGCGAGAACGCGCUCAACCAGUUGAUCGCCAUGGAGGAACGUUCGAAGCAUCCUCUGACCCUGCUCAAAUUGAAACUCCAAGCUUCAUCGGUGGAAGAGUUCGCAGACACCUUUGAUGUGCUCGAGACAUUCCUAGAAACGCACCAGAAUAACGAUAUUGCCAAUGCGGAUGUGGAAUCGACUCCCGCUCUCGAGCCGUUCCCCGCAGAAGUUCACCCCCAGCUGAGUUUUUCCGAGGUGUACGGCAUCGAACGCACUGUUUACGUCUAUGAAGAGGUAUCAGACGAUGAGUCCACCGAUUCCUCACCGAUGUUCAACACGCCGGCGGAUCUGGAUGACUACGAAAGCGACUGCGCGAUUGUCAAGGACGAAGCGUUGGUCGAGAUAGAUCUCGUUGACAUAUCGGAGAUGUGCACGAUGUCCGAGCUGAGUCUCCGAGCCGAACUGGAAAAGCUCUUGUCGCGUAUCAUCAAACAGGAGAUGUCACUGUUCCUCCCAAAACACCACAGAACGCAAUCGGUUUCGGAAGAAGUGAAGAAGCCGUUCGUUGCACCCAUGAGAGCCAGUGUGGCUCCUGUGAUGACACGCCAGUCACGAGCAAACGAUCCCUUCCGGUCGCGGCCCCCGAACACCUCGAGACCACCUUCGAUGCACGUUGAUGAUUUCGUAGCUAUGGAAAGCUCCUCCCGGGGCAUUCACCGUCAGGAAAGGACCAGGAGCCGGGGUUCCCGGACCAAUUGGCCGUCGGGCAGUCAGCGUCAUUUUUGAACCUGUUUAUUGAUUCCGGUUGUCCGGUCGAGGGAACGAUGACGACGACGACGACGAUGAAGAUCUCUCCAGUUGACUGUGUUUAUUAUGAUAAUUUUGUUUUUUUAUCUAUUCCGCUGAGUGGUCUAUGCCGUGGACUGCGUUGUGGAAUCGUUCUUCCAUAGAGGGCGUAAAUCUUGUGAGAAUGUUCAGCCGCCGAAUUUCAAACCUCAGCCGCUGCCCCGAUAUCGAGCUUGGGAUAGGAUAACAUCUAUAAAUUAUAGGCACUCGACCCCGAUCGAAAUGGAGAUCUUAUGCGCACCGAGAUCAUACCUCAUACGAAUAUUGAGAUAUGUACAGAAAACGGAUGGCUGGAAACAUAAGCUGAUAAUAGGAACAA